Molecule: messenger RNA, 9342 nt
Organism: Xyrauchen texanus (razorback sucker)
Lineage: Eukaryota; Metazoa; Chordata; Actinopteri; Cypriniformes; Catostomidae
Product: stabilin-1-like
Exons: 69
Biological process (GO): cell adhesion
Molecular function (GO): hyaluronic acid binding
Source: RefSeq, a predicted model, not a curated record
GAGCUAGAAGCUCUUUAGUGGUCGUGUCAAACAUCUCUCGCUCUGUUGGGAACCUGGUCAACAUGCGAAUGCUCGAAAGCAAAUGAGAGCGAGACUCUGAAUAGAUUUUGGAGAUGUUUUGGAGAGUUUGAGAGGUUCUGUCCUGUGGCUAGAAAUUGUGUGGUCACGGGGAAGCUUUUUAGUUUGUGUUCCAAGCUUAUCUGAGGACUUGCAGUCAGGGAUCAAAUAUGUCUUAUCUUCUCAUUGUGGGACUCGUGGUACUGUGGAGUUCACAGCUUCAGUCGGCAUUGAAUCGUUGCGAUACACCUCGCACUGUCCUGCACACAACUCCCUGCACGUCCUGUGCGGCUUCAACAGUUGUAGUCUGUCCGCGAGGUUUCAGGAAAACAUCGAAGAACGCUGGGAACACUGGCUGCAGUUAUGUGGUGGAAAUCGGGAAUCGUCAGGUAGAGCUGCCUGGGUGCUUUCACACCUGCGAGAAGGUGACGACGGUCCAAAGGUGUUGUCCGGAUUUCUGGGGGCCCCUGUGCUUGCCUUGUCCUAGUUGGUCAGGAAAGACGUGUAACGGUUAUGGCACAUGUCUAUCUGGUGACUCGGGGAACGGCACCUGUGUUUGUGAGGAGGGAUAUACUGGGUUUGCCUGCCAGAACUGUGUGAAUAAGAAUGCCUAUGGAGACCACUGCCUUUCAGAGUGCAACUGUGUAAAUGGAAAGUGUAGCUCGGGACCAGACGGGGAUGGAGAAUGUUACUGCCAACCGCCAUAUUCAGGACCAAAGUGCGAUAAAGUUUCUUCAUCUUGUUCAAACUGUCCGGCAUACUCCUAUUGUAAUGGUGACGACACAAACGCUGUAUGUGAAUGUUUGCCUGGAUACAAGAAGAUCGGACUUGCGUGUAUAGGUAUGUGUACAGAAGGCAUCUGUGACGUAAAUGCAAAAUGUUCAUUCAGUAGUGGACAGUUUCACUGUAAAUGUGAAAACGGAUUUGUGGGCAACGGCAAACACUGCGUUCCCAUCAACCCAUGCGACACUGAUAAUGGAGGCUGUCCUAAAGACUCCACCGUCUGUGAAUACAUCGGCCCAGCCAAGUCGAAAUGUGUCUGUGUUCCCGGAACGGAGUCGUCCGAUCCUUCCAACGGUUGCACGGCAAAGUCAGUCUGCACGCCGAGUUCGUGCCACAGGAGUGCUCGCUGUGAGACAAGCUCAGACAUCACGCACAGAUGCCUUUGCAACGCUCAGCAGAUUGGCGAUGGCAGACGUUGCUAUGGUAACCUCAUGGAGAGAGUUCUGGAAAUGGAUAGAGAUGGCAGUCAAGCAGCAAACCUCACUGGAAGCAUUAGACUGUUUGAACAAGGGUGUGAGUUUACUCUGAGUCAGCAUGGCCCAUUCACGGCAUUCAUUCCUGUGGGACAGAAUCCUUUCCAAACGGUUUUAGGCAAGUCCUCGUCCGUUGUGAAUGCAGUGUGCAAAAAUCACCUUAUACUCGGACAGAGACUUUACAAAGAUCUGGAGGGGAACGAUCUGUGGACUUACGGAGGGGAAAAGAUCAGAUUCAAAACAAAAAAGCAAUUCAUAUUGAUACGGGAUCCAGACGUGUUGUUUACAAUCCUUGAGAGUGACAUCCCUGCAUCUAAUGGAAUAAUUCACAUUAUUGACAAGCCUUUUACUCUUGCUCAUGUCGAAUCUUCUAACAACAACCUGGAGUUUUCCUCCAAAACCAUUGGGGAGGUUUUCAGGUAUGAUGAAAGAUUCAAUCGAUUCCUGUCUCUAGUUGAUAAUUGUGGAGCUCUGUUGCCUGUGAGGGGUUCAGGUCCGCUGACAGUGUUUGUUCCAACCAACAAAGCCAUAGACAAAUUCUGAGAUGGAAGUCUCAUGUACAUGCUCAAUGAUGCCAAACCAAAGCUUCAGAUGCUUCUGAAACACCACAUGUUCUCGCUGGCUGCUAUCACUGUGGACCAGCUCGCCAGUAUGUCUGAGAUUACGACCAUGGCCAAUGAGAUCUUAACAAUCAAUGUCUCUGGGGAUGGACGAGUCUAUCUGGGUGAUAAAGGAAUACCAGUCGAAACGAAAGACAUUGUUGCAUCCAAUGGAAUCAUUCACCUGAUUGAUGGAGUUCUUCUACCAUUCUCUAUAGUUCCCAUAAUGCCUCAUCGGUGUGACGUGAAUGAGAGUAGGAUCAUUGUGGGUCCUUGUAUCAGAUGCAGCGAUCUCUUUAAGACACAAUGUCCACCUGGAACUUUUGAGCUGGACAGUCAUCUGAGAGACUGUGAGCAAAUUCCGUAUGCAUUAAUUGAGGCUGGCUGUGCCAAAUACUGCAAAUCUACUCAAAUGCGAGCGGAGUGUUGCAGUGGUUUCUAUGGGCCAGACUGUAAACCCUGCCUUGGAGGUUUCCAGCACCCUUGUUAUGAUAAAGGGACUUGUUUUGAUGGAAUCGCUGGAAACGGCUCGUGUAAGUGUGAACCGGCGUUUAAAGGCAUUGGCUGCCACAUCUGCGCAGACCCAAACAAACAUGGAGAGAACUGUGAUGAAGAUUGCCGCUGUGUUCAUGGCAUCUGUGAUAACAGGCCCAGCAGUAUGGGGGUGUGCAGAAGAGGAUCAUGUCUGGCGGGAUUUUCAGGGGAACUCUGUGACCAGACCACCACCCCCUGCAAUACAGAUGGUGCCUUUGAGAACUGCCACAUCCACGCUAAAUGUGUCUACAACAGCGGUCAAACCAUGUGUGUUUGUCUGCCUGGAUAUGAAGGGGAUGGUUACACCUGCACUGAAAGCAAUCUGUGCCUCAAAGCUGACAGAGGAGGCUGCCACUUCAAUGCCGGGUGUUUAUAUGAAGCAGGUAAGGUCAGCUGUGUUUGUAUGGAAGGUUGGACAGGCGAUGGGACAUUGUGUGUGCAGAUCAAUAACUGCAUGCUGGAAAAUCGUGGUGGAUGUCAUGUAAAUGCAGAAUGCAUAUCCACUGGGCCUGGCCAGAAUGGAUGUAGCUGCAAGAAAGGCUUCAUGGGAGAUGGCGUCGUCUGUAAAAUCGUCAACCCCUGUCUGACAAAUAAUGGAGGCUGCCAUUUACUGGCAGUGUGUAAACUGAAUGAGGACGCAACGCGUGACUGUACAUGCCCAAGUGGAUACGAAGGCGAUGGAAUUAUAUGCUAUGGAAGCAUACUUGAGGAGCUAGAUGGAAACUCUGAAUAUUACAAUUUUUAUCGCCGCCUUGAUAGUCACAUGGUCAUUGAGAGUGACAGCAAAGUUACUGCUUUAGUUCCAUCUAAAAGUGCUUUCAUGAACCUCAGCAAAUCGGAAGAGUUGUUUUGGUUCGAUUAUUACAGGAUGCCUCACCUGCUGCAAGUUCAUUUUCUAGAUGGGAUCUACACCUCUGAAGACUUGAAGAAGCAAGUCGGUAAAACAGUCCAAACCAUCGGCAAGACUAAAUGGGAGAUCCAAAGCAAAGGCAGGGAGCUCAUGAUCGGCAAUGCUACGAUUCUUGUUCCAGACCUAAAGGCAAUCAAUGGAUGCAUUCACAUCAUUGACAAGGUUCUUCAGCCACCGCUAUCUGAUUUCCCGCCACCUCCUCCCAGUCUGAUGGAAGUCCUGAAUAACACGCCAACAUUCAGCCUCUUCACGAAAGCGGCACUGAGCUACAACUUGUCAGACAAUAUCCCAACUAGAGAUUACACCAUUUUUGUCCCGUAUGACAGCGCCGUACAGGAGUAUCUGAAUAAAACGAACUCUACACAACUGCCCAAAGACAUUGUGAAAUAUCACGUGAUUUUAAGGGAGCAGCUCUUUCUCGAGCACUUGGGCGAUGGACUCCUCAAACACACAUUUUUGGGAAAUGGCACUCAAAUCAUGUUUUCUGUGGACAGUGAAAAUCAGACUAUGGCCAAUGAUGUCCCCAUAAAUGGAAGUUUUAUUGAGACGUGGCAUGGCAUUGUGUUUGGCAUCCCGCGUGUCUUAGAUAUCCACAAGAGCCACUGCAGUAAAGAUGUGAUUUUAAAAACCUAUGGUCAAUGUGGAGAUUGUAAUGAAGCACCUAAAUGCUUUCUUAAGGCCAAACCCAUGCAGUCAAAGUUCCCUCCAAAUAUGAAGUCAAAUUGUAGAUACAGGACAAGAGUUGGGAAGAAGAGAAAGAUUGUACCGGGCUGUCGUAUGGACUGUUUGAAAACAACAAAGGACCACUCCUGCUGUCCAGGAUACUUUGGGCAUGAUUGCUUCAAAUGUCCUGGGACUGUGGACAACUGGUGCUCCAACAACGGUCAAUGCUACGAUGGUCUGUACGGCAGUGGGAAGUGUGUAUGUAAUGAGGGCUUUCAUGGAACUGCCUGUGAGAUGUGUGAACCUGGCAGAUACGGAAAAGACUGCAAGUCAGAAUGUCACUGUGAUUUUGGCAAGUGUUUGGAUGGUAUGGACGGAAAUGGGCAGUGCAUUUGUUUAAAAGGUUGGAAGGGAGUGAAUUGUUCUGUUGCAGUCGUUAAUGAUGCCUGUGAUGGAAUUUGUGAUGUCAAUGCCAAUUGUAUUUCAGGAACUCCUCCAACAUGUUCUUGUACGGCUGGUUAUAAGGGCAACGGGACGUUCUGCAAAGAAAUUGACCGGUGUGCCACAAACAAUGGAGGGUGUUCAACAUACGCAAACUGUACAAAAACUUUGCUUGGUGAAAGAAAUUGUAAAUGUAUCAACGGCUACAUGGGUGAUGGUGUUGUUUGUCUCGAAAUCAAUCCCUGUUUAGUGGACAAUGGCGGAUGUGAUCGUAAUGCUUUAUGCAUGAAAACUGGGCCAAACAGGGUCGCGUGCACUUGCAAGCUUGGUUUUAUUUCCCGUGGUCAUACAUGUCUGGCAGGCAAUCCAUGUCGGAAGAAUAAUGGUGGUUGCAGUCUUAAUGCUGCUUGCAAAUACCUCGGCGAUGGGGAGCGCAAUUGCACGUGCUAUAAUGGCUACAAAGGCGACGGUUUUCAGUGUGCUGGGACUGUCAGGAGAGAAAUUCUGCACAAACCCGAGGCUGCAUGGUUACGAAGAAAUUUUGGCGUAUUCAAAAUCAGAGAUUUAUUCAGUUCAGGGCCUUUCACUGUGUUUGUUCCUCAUGCCGAUUACGCUGAUAACUUCACGAUUGAAGCAUGGGUAAAUAAAAGCUACGUUCCAGAUCUGAUGAGGUACCACAUUGUUGGUUGUGAAGAACUGCGUGAAUCCGACCUGAAGUCCGUUAAAGAGGUGGUUACCAGUAGCGGAUAUAAAUUACACUUCAGUGUCAGAGAUGGUGUUGUGUACAUCAACAACAAUACGAAGAUCAUCACGAGUGAUUAUGAGUGUUCCAAUGGAGUCAUACAUUUCAUAGACAAGGUCCUCUCUCCGUACCAACCGACGGACCAGAUGGCAGAGAUAAACACUGAUUUGAAUGUUACUGCCGCUGCUGAACAAUAUGGCUUUAAAAUCUUCAGUAAGCUUCUACAGGAUGCGGACAUGAUGCAUGUGGUGCUACAUCGACUCUUCUACCCUUUCACCAUGUUCUGGCCAACAGACAAUGUUUUCAACAAUCUCCCCGAGGAGAGAAAAACGUGGCUGUACAGUGAAGACCACCGUGACAAACUACAAGCCUAUCUCAAAGCUCACAUAGUUCGCGACCAGAGGACUUUUGCUGUCGCUCUUCCUACUGAGAAAAAAGUCGAAACGUUGUUUGGAACCGAGCUCACCUUCAGCUGCAACAAAGAUUUAAUUGGCGACAUAUUAAUCGGUGGAAAUAAUGCCAGAAUCAUAUCGCGAAACAUGCUGUUUGAUUCAGGAAUCGCUCAUGGGAUCGACCAGCUUCUGGAGCCUCCGAGCAUCGGCGCUCGCUGUGAUGACUUUGAAAGCAUCGGGAUAAAGGGACUUUGUGGUUCUUGCACUGAGCCACCACCAUGUCCCUUUGGAGCCAAAGACACAAACAAAACUGCCGUUUGUAGACGACCCUACAUGCUUUAUAUGCAUAGAUAUCCAUAUUCUAUGAUGCGUAGUUAUGACAGUAUUUACUCGCACGGCUAUGGAUACAACUCCUACAGAGAUAGGCUUGGCUGUGUUCGUAACUGUACAAAAAUGGUAUGGACUUUCAAGUGUUGUAAAAACCACUAUGGAAGAGACUGUCAAGUGUGUCCUGGUGGUCUGGAGGCACCUUGUGGCGAGCACGGCGACUGUGAUGACGGCCAUCUUGGGACUGGGAGAUGUAAAUGUCACACAGGUUUUGCAGGCACUGCUUGUGAGCUGUGUGAAAAGAAUCACUUUGGGCCAAACUGCACAGCAUGUAACUGCACCAGCAGUGGCAAGUGUGAUGAUGGUCUAGAUGGUAUCGGCAGCUGUUUCUGUCAAGAGGGAUGGACGGGCGCAAGCUGUGACGCAAAAAUCGAAGUCAAGCCGGUCUGCUCUCCAGUGUGUGAUCUCAACGCGGUAUGCCUCCCUGAAAAUCAGUGCGAGUGCGUACCACCCUAUGAAGGAAAUGGCAUCAACUGCACUGCUCCGGAUCUUUGUAGUGAUUAUAAUGGCGGAUGCCAUGAAGAAGCAGACUGUCUACAGACUGGCAUCAAUGUAACUUGUUCCUGUCGGAGCAGCCAUUCUGGAGAUGGACACGUUUGUUCCCCCAUCAACCGCUGCGUAGAGGAGGCGAAUGGUGGAUGCAGUGAUUUCGCUGAAUGCAUUUUCACUGGACCAAAUGAGAGGCGCUGCGAAUGUCUCACGGGGUAUGUCGGAAAUGGAAUUCAGUGUUUGGAGAAAGUCAUCCCCCCUGUUGACCACUGCCUGGAGGACAACGGUGGCUGCAAUCCUAAAGCCAUCUGCAAAGACCUUCAUUUCCAAACAAAAACAGCUGGUGUUUUCCACUUACGUUCACCUGAGGGAAAGUAUAAAAUGAACUUUAGCCAAGCACAGGAAGCUUGUGAGGCUCAGGGGGCAACUCUUGCGACCUUCUCGCAAAUCUCUGAUGCUCAACAGUUGGGAAUGCACCUGUGUGUAGCAGGGUGGAUGGAUGGGGGAAAAGUGGGCUAUCCGAUCAGGUUCCCUUCUGCUAAAUGUGGGGACAACCAUGUUGGUAUUGUGCAAUACAAAGAGCCAGUCAAUGCCAGUUGGCCGUUUGAUGCAUAUUGCUACCAAAUGAGAGAGGUGUCUUGUGAAUGUGGACCUGGGUACAUUGGAGAUGGGGAAUUCUGUAAUGGCGACUUGGCCUCUGUUGUUGCUGCUACUACUAAUUUUUCUCUCUUUUAUACAACUUUACUAAAAUAUGCAGAGGAUGGAGUGGAAGGCAAGAACCUCUUGAACUUCCUGUCAGACCCCUCAACAAACAUUACACUUUUUGUACCUCAUAAUGAUGGCUUCUCUGCAAACAAGAGCAUGUCAUGGAGGGAUUUGCAGUAUCACAUAUCUACCAUCAAUAGUAUUCAUUUCUAUGAGGACUUGAAGCACAAAACAGAGAUCCCGACCCGCCUGGGCUCAGAUCUUGUCAUUAUGAUCCCGUCGAACUCCACAAGUAAUUUUGAGGACUCUCAACCCCUGAAACUUGUGAAUAAGAAGGUUAUAUUAGCAUGGAAUAUUGCUGCCAUCAAUGGACUGAUCCAUGUCAUUGACGGUCCAUUGACAGCACCCCCUAUUAAUGUGGCCCCAGUUCUUCCAGUCUCCCAGUCUAGUGGUGUCGCAGUGAUCACGGUUAUUCUGAUAAUUAUAGUCAUUGUCUGCAUUGUGGCUGGAAUUGCGUACUAUGUCAUCAAGCAUAAGAACGAUGCAUUUCGAUUCCAGUAUUUCAAGAAUGAUGAUGAAGAUGGUGCUUCUACAAAGGCUGGUGGAAACCCUGCUUUGGUAUCCAUUCCAAACCCUUUAUACAGUGGCUACAGGGCAUUUUUAGAGCCAUUUGGGGAGGCUGCUACAGACACACCCAACCUCAUGGACUAGCAGUAGCAGAGCUGACCUUUCCCAUGUUUACCUGCAAUCAGCAACUACUACAAAGAGCCAUGCCAAAGGAAGCGUGCUCAAUAACUUUGUAGAUGGUUAAACCAAGAGAUAAAAGGCUUAAAUGCUCUAUGACCCUUUUUCUAUUCAACCUAUAUUGUGUUAAUAAUUAUGUAUAUUGUUGGACCUUUGCAGUUCAUGGUAAUAUGAGGCUAACAAACGUCAAUGUUUGAUUUUAAGGACAUUUUUGAUUACUUUUGAUUAGUAUUGCAUAUACUCCUCUUAAUGUUCAAUGUAAAAUCUGGGCCCUGAUGCAAAACCAGUUAAGAACCGCUAUCAUAGACAACAUUACCAUUACACGUGUCUUUGAAUUCAAUAAAGCAAGCAGCUGUUUUAGGGAGUUUUCUUGUCUAGGCCAAUCGUAAACUAUAUCAGAUAUCAAGGGACUAUUGGUUCUUAUUAAAGUCUUCAACUCCAGUGAAUAAUCCCAGAGGUCCCGUUGACAAUAGAAGGGUAUUUUUUUACAUUGUUCCGUCAUAAUGCAGACGGUUGCCUCAGCAAAGAGAGAAGCGUGAAAAUUCCCCAGCGGAAAACGACCACCUGUUCAUAUUAUAUGACAAAAGACAACAUCCUUUAUGACCUGCUAUGGACCAGAUAAGGAAAUGUAUGAAAAACAGCUAGAUUUGCAUUUCCUUAUCAACAUAUGAGUGUCAGGCACUAAAGUUAGAGUGUUUUAGGUCAAUUUAGAUUUUAUGAUUUAUUUCCAUGUAAAUGAAAUGCAGUGUUAGAUCCAUUUGGGCCCCCUAACAGCCUUUUAAGCCACUUAUUUUAUGGUAAAUUUGCUCAUAUGGAGUGAUUUUACUCUGUAUAGAAGCAGAAUCAUACUGACAAAUAUAUCGUGUUUUUUCACAUUUUUUAAUGUCGCACAGAGGCAGAAAAUCAGGGAAACGUGAUUGAAUCACUCUCAGGAAUGUUGAUUGAUAUGCGGGUGUAUCACAAGCCAAUUUGACUUUUACUCGUAUGCAGGAUAGGAAUGGUUGAUAUCAAAAAUAAAACAAAAUUAUUUUUUAUAUCAGUAAUUAUAUUUGCACUAGUAAAAACUUUGAUUCUUGGAAUAAAAUUCUUGAUUUCUGUUUAAUUAAUUUCCAUUAGUAGAAUUUCACCAUGAUCUGUCAUCCUCUCCUGUUCAAAAUGCAAUUACAGAUUUCUAAAAUGAAUUAAGUUGAAAUUUAAAUUUUACAUAUCAGCAGUGCAUUUAUUACUAGUAAAAAGUAUCAUUUUUAUAUAAAUAAUUAUAUUGCUUCUCAUGGAAAUUAACAUUCCUGAUAUCAACAACUGAACUGCAACAAGUAAAAAUGCAAUUUUGGUUUUCAUUAGUGCCAAUGUUAGUUUGUGGUAUAUGUAAUGUGCUUGUUUCUCUCUCUCUCUAUAUAUACACAGGUAUAUAUAUAUAUAUAAA